AGAGCGAAAGUAGGUGACCUGUCCUCAGAGGCUAUUGGAACGAGUUCGCUAUAAUGGCUUUUACCAGUUUAAUUACUGCGAUUGUAUUAACGAGUUUGGGUGUGCUGAACGUGGAUGGCACAGCUAAAGGAGCUGUUCCCCUGGAUACGCUAACUUUCGACAAGGUCAUUGGAAAACACAAAGCAGUGCUGGUUAAAUUUGACAAGCAGUAUGCUUAUGGUGAAAAAGAAGAUGAGUUUAAAAAGUUUGCCGAGAAAGCUUCUUCUCAGCCUGAGUUGUUGGUAGCUGAAGUUGGAGUGUCAGAAUAUGGUGAAAAAGAGAAUGAUGACCUGCGGGAACGUUUUGAUAUUAGCAAAGAUGAUUUUCCUGUGUACAAGCUGUUCAAACAAAAUGAUGCCAGCCCAGUUGAUUUCAAAGGAGAAGUGAACGCUGAUGAACUUGCUAAGUUUGUGAAAACCAACUCACGGCUGUGGAUAG
Messenger RNA from Pocillopora damicornis (cauliflower coral), 477 nucleotides. Its product is annotated as endoplasmic reticulum resident protein 29. The record is from RefSeq and is a predicted model, not a curated record. NCBI's taxonomy places the organism in Eukaryota, Metazoa, Cnidaria, Anthozoa, Scleractinia, Pocilloporidae. Gene Ontology annotation, biological process: protein secretion. Gene Ontology annotation, cellular component: endoplasmic reticulum lumen; endoplasmic reticulum.